AUGUCCAGACUGACAGCAGAACAGCGUGAACGAGCCAUCGGUAUGAUCCAAAUGGGCGCUUCUCGUGGUCACGUUGCAAGAACCUUCGGUUGCUCUACUACGACCAUAUCCCACCUCAUCCAGCGGUUCCAACAGACUGGCCAGACAAGAGACCGGCCCAGAUCAUGGAGACUCCGCAUCACAACGGCACAGGAAGACCGGAACAUCCGUAAUCUCAACCAAUGUAAACGCUUCCUGGCGGCAAUGUCAACGGCAACAACGGCAUUGGCUCGCCGCCACAGUCGACAGACAGUGGCCAGACUUCUUCGUCCCUACGCCAUUAGCGAUUAG
Molecule: messenger RNA, 330 nt
Organism: Haliotis rubra (blacklip abalone)
Lineage: Eukaryota; Metazoa; Mollusca; Gastropoda; Lepetellida; Haliotidae
Exons: 1
Coding region: 1-330 (109 amino acids)
Source: RefSeq, a predicted model, not a curated record